CCCCAAACCGUUGGGGUCUUACUGAACGAGAACAAAAACAAGCAAAAUGGGUAUUUUUGUGAACCUGUUGCAUCUCUACUAAACUGGAUUUAGAUUAGUCGGAUAAUUAGGUGUGUCAGGUACAAAUACCUCUCUGCUGUGGUGGGCAAACUAGCAGAGACAAAACCAAAGUCCACAGUGUUGACUGGGACGGGUGGGGGGGUACACAAACAAGGAGCCAUUAUUUACGGCCGCCUUGGCACACACCCACACACACCCACACACACACACACACACACAGAGAAACACACAGGCGGCGGACUGAAACGCUGGAGUGGUGGUCUGCUCCUCGCUGCCGCGGAUAACUUGGCGCUGGAAAAUGUUGAGGAAACCUCUGGUGAACAUCUGUCUGCUGCUGAGCCGCUGCCGGCACGGCGGGAUGUGCGGAGGUGCGGCGGCGCUGAGUCCGGGCGUCCACCGCCGACAGACCUCCACCACCAGCAGCAGCAGCAGCAGCGACACCGUGGUGGGCGGCAGCAAGCUGAAAACCAUGGAUGAGUUAGGCGGACCGGGCUUCGCCACUACGUUGUACUGGCUCUUUAUCAAGGGAUAUUUUCAGACAACGCAGCAAAUGCAGAUCGAGCACAAAAAGAUCUACGGCAGUUUGUGGAAGUCUAAGUACGGCCCUAUGGUUGUGGUGAACGUGGCCAGUGCUGACCUCAUAGAGCAGGUUCUGAGGCAGGAGGGCAGGCACCCCAUCCGGACCGACAUGCACCACUGGAGGGGCUACAGGGAGCUCAGGAACAAGGCCCACGGACCCCUAACGGAGAUGGGAGCCAAGUGGCUGCGAAUCCGCAGCAUCCUGAACCCGCGGAUGCUGAAGCCGAAGCACGUGUCGUCGUACUCCAACACCAUCAACGAAGUGGUGACGGACUUCAUCAGUCGAGUGGCCUGGCUGAGGGAAACCAAAGGACAGGGCGUCAUGGUUAACGACCUGACCGAAGAACUGUACAAAUUUGCAUUUGAAGGUAUCUGCUCAGUCUUGUUUGAGACCCGUAUGGGCUGCAUGAACGAGGUCAUACCCGAGGAAACGCAGAAGUUCAUCUUUUCAGUCGGGGAAAUGUUUCGGCUCUCCCCUAUCAUUGUCCUUUUCCCCAAGUUCCUCUGGCCCUACUUGCCUUCGUGGAAACAGUUCGUCGCCACCUGGGAUCAUCUUUUUAAUGUUGCUGAGAAGUUGGUGAAUAAAAAAAUCGAGGAGAUCCAGCAGAGCGUGGACCUGGACAAGAACGUGGAGGGAGCGUACCUGACGCACCUGCUGCUCAGCGAGCAGAUGACGGUCACGGAGAUCCUGGGCAGCAUCACCGAGCUCCUUUUGGCCGGAGUAGACACGACGUCCAACACCAUCUCCUGGUCACUGUACCACCUGGCGAAGGAGCCGGAGAUCCAGGAUCGGUUGUACCAGGAGGUGAUCAGCGUUUGCCCCGGAGACAAGGUGCCGACCAGCGACGACAUCAACAAGAUGCCGUUCCUCAAGGCCAUCAUCAAGGAAACGCUCCGGCUCUAUCCAGUGGUGCCAGGAAACGCCCGUGUCACCGCUGAAAGUGAGAUCGUAGUCGGGGAUUAUCUCUUUCCGAAAAAGACUCUGUUCCACCUGUGCCACUACGCCGUGUCGUACGAUGAGAGCAUCUUCCCCGACGCCCACACCUUCCAGCCGGAGCGCUGGCUCAGAGACAGGGACGACAAGGUCAAGCAGCACCCGUUCGGGUCGGUGCCGUUCGGCUUCGGGAUCCGGGCCUGUUUAGGGCGCAGGGUGGCCGAGCUCGAGAUGUACCUCCUUUUGUCCAGGGUGAUAAAGCACUACGAGGUCGGGCCCGACCCCACCGGAAAGACGGUGAAGCCGAUCACCAGAACUCUGCUCUGCCCGGCGGCUCCAAUCAACCUCCGGUUUCUAGACAGAGGAGCAGCGCCGGCCGAGAGAGCGACAGCAUGAGAGUUGUUUUUUUCCCUCCCUGGGUUGUUUGGUAUUCAAACUGAGCUCCUAUCGUGUCACCGAGCUUUUGUUUCUGCAGAGUUCACAGAAUGAGCCGUAACUGAGGCAUGCAGCACAGGCUGCAGAGUAGAGGAAACACAGCCAAACCGCCUCUCUGCAAAUACAACGGCUUUAUCCUGGAGUUUGUCUCUGUCCGCCGCUUUGGAGAUGCUAACUUUGUCAGCGUGACGAGUUGCUGGUUCCUUCUUUAAACGGGCUUCCGUCAUUUUACAUCAUGACUCUAGUCCAAAUGUUUUCAAACAGCAGGAAAGUUCUCAAGCGUUGAACUUGUACUAAGCAAGAAUAUCAAUACCCAAUGAGGGUAUCGCAUCACAACCGUAGGUCUUAAUGUAUGAUUUUACCUUAUUUUAUGGGACAUGGCUACAAAAAGAAGAGCAUUAUUGUGAAAUGAAAGCAUCACCACAGGAUAAUACUGCUGCCGCCAUGUUUCAGUAUAAGAGACUCAAAUUGACGUGUGCAGACAGUGUUUAGCAUGAAAGCCAUAAAGUUCAGUUAUCAAUGGUCUCUCUGCUGAAACGGUGAGUAUUGAUAAAUUUACAGUUCUGCCGAAGUCUAAUCGUUUUUUUAGUUGCUCUGUAUUUAAGCUCCACCCUUCUCUCCUGCUUCCUCAUCUAUGAAAAGAAUCCCCGUAGCAUAAUACUGCCACCACCUUGUUCCAGUGUGGGCAUGCUUUGCUUCAAAAGCUCGUCACAACUCAUCCCUGCCAGUGUCUGCUGUGCUCCUUGUUCAUCCAUGCUUUCCAACAAGCAUCUAGUGAAAUCACACUUGCUGCAGACUCUCGGUCAAGACGCUAAUUCUGAAGACAUUUGGUCGCACUGAAUUGUACUUGGAGGUAUCAGAGUAAAGGGGGGCUGAGUCAUCUAGAAAAACAAUGAGUCUACGGCUGUGGAUUUAUUAUUCUUUAAAUAUUAAAAGCACCGUCUUGUUAAUCCGUUUUCAUCAGAUGAUGGCAGCCCUGCAUUUUCACAAAGAGGAAACUUUGAUUCAUAUAAAACAAGUUGCAUUUAGUCUAAUAUCAAAGGAUUGUUGUUGUUUUUUAAACGUUGCAUUUCUUUGAACUGUUUUUUAGAUCAGUACAAACCUGCGAUAUUUUUGUCUGUAAGAUUUACUUUAUGAAAUUAAAAAAUAUGUAAAUAUG
Molecule: messenger RNA, 3167 nt
Organism: Poeciliopsis prolifica (blackstripe livebearer)
Lineage: Eukaryota; Metazoa; Chordata; Actinopteri; Cyprinodontiformes; Poeciliidae
Product: sterol 26-hydroxylase, mitochondrial
Exons: 9
Coding region: 359-1969 (536 amino acids)
Biological process (GO): cholesterol metabolic process; glucocorticoid biosynthetic process; cellular response to peptide hormone stimulus
Cellular component (GO): mitochondrial inner membrane
Molecular function (GO): oxidoreductase activity, acting on paired donors, with incorporation or reduction of molecular oxygen; iron ion binding; heme binding
Source: RefSeq, a predicted model, not a curated record